AUGGACGAAACGCAGCCGCUACUCCCCGCUGAGGCGGUCCCGCCCACAACCCUGGACGCUCACCAUGAUCAGACCUCCGACAAGAAUCUCGUCACCUUUGACCCCCAGGGUGACGAGGAAAAUCCUUUAGAUUGGCCAGAGGCUUACAAAUGGUGCAUUGUCGGAUUGAUGGCCUUUAUGGCCUUUACUGUUACCUUUACCUGCAUCUCUGUCGUACCUGUCGCAAAUCGCAUUGUAGCGGAUCUGGAUGACGGGCGAACCAGCAAGUCGGCCAGCGUUCUCCUGGUCACAAUCUGGGAGCUAGGCGAGGCCGCCGGACCGCUCUUAAUCGCGCCACUGUCGGAAAUGUAUGGCCGCUACCCAGUCAUGAAUGCUUGCAAUGUAGGCUUCAUCUUGACGACUCUCUUGGCAGUCCUUUCUGAGAACAGCACCAUGUUCAUUGCGGCUAGAGCACUGACUGGUGUCGUGGUGGCCACCAAUGUGCUGAAUCCUGCCAUUGUGGGUGACAUAUUCGUCACUGAGCGUAGGGGCUCUGCGAUGAGUCUGAUCUCGCUAGCUCCACUGACCGGAGGCGCUGUCGGGCCUCUAAUCAGUGUUGCUGUUUCCGAAACCCUUGGAUGGCGGGCUGUGUGCUGGAUGAGUAUCAUACUGGCGGGUAUUGCAGAGAUUGGAUUCCUUACCUGCUUCCGCGAGACGUACAAGGUGCCCAUAUUGAACCGUAAAGCUGCCAGGCUAAGACAGGAGACUGGAAAUGACAAAUUGAGGAGUGUGUACGACGAGGGUGCGCAUAGUAUUGCAAAGCUGCGCGAGGCUAUCAUGAGACCCCUGCUGGUGCUUUCCCAGUCUCUCGUCCUGCAGCUCGCGGCUCUUUGUGGCUCUGUCACUUUCACGUUUUUCUACAUCAUCUCGACAACCCUGCCGGAUAUUGUCGAAGGAGAAUUUCACCUCGACCCAGCGACAUCCGGAGCAGCUUUCAUCUUUUUCAGUGCUGGCUCAAUAACCAUUGCUCUCGUCUUGAACCGUGCUCUCGACAAGGUUUUUGUCAAGCUUCGCGACGCCAAUGAUGGCGUGGAUAGGCCCGAGUUCCGGCUGCCCUUCGUCAUCUUGGGGGGUUUCCUAUUUCCCCUCGCUAUCGCCUUUUACGGGUGGGUUCCUGCGCUGUCACUGCAGGUACCGUAUCUGUACCUGGCCAUCACCCUGUUUGGCGCCACCCUGCAGUUUUCCUUCAUGCCCCUAAUGACGUACGUCGUCGAUGCCUUUGGGCUGUACUCUGCUUCGGCGCUUACAGCCAUGAUCGUGACGCGCUGUCUCAUGAGUACCUUCCUGCCUCUCCUCGCAAAGCCAUUGAUUGACUCGUUUGGCUACGGAUGGGGAUUCACCGUUCUGGGCGCCAUGAUGCUGAGUCUUGCGCCCAUACCAAUUGCAAUCUUCAGAUAUGGUCACCGCUGGCGGCAGUGGACAAAGUAUACCAAGGACGAAUAG
Pestalotiopsis fici W106-1 is the source of this 1482-nucleotide messenger RNA. RefSeq lists its product as uncharacterized. Gene Ontology annotation, molecular function: transmembrane transporter activity. The transcript has 4 exons. Bases 1 to 1482 code for a protein of 493 amino acids. The record is from RefSeq and is a predicted model, not a curated record. Gene Ontology annotation, biological process: transmembrane transport. Lineage: Eukaryota; Fungi; Ascomycota; Sordariomycetes; Amphisphaeriales; Sporocadaceae.